Molecule: messenger RNA, 627 nt
Organism: Ceratina calcarata
Lineage: Eukaryota; Metazoa; Arthropoda; Insecta; Hymenoptera; Apidae
Product: glucose dehydrogenase [FAD, quinone]-like
Exons: 1
Coding region: 170-604 (144 amino acids)
Molecular function (GO): oxidoreductase activity; flavin adenine dinucleotide binding
Source: RefSeq, a predicted model, not a curated record
AGGGUGUGCUAAUUUCGUAGAGGUAUUUGGUAAAGAUAGAACUGCAUUCUAUGUGUAGCAUAUAAGAGGAUAGGAUGUACAGACAGCGAACACACAAGUGUUUUGAUUUAAUAGUGUGGUGGUUUUCAAGUCUCACAGGAGGAAUUGAUAUUAAUAAAUAUCAAAUAAAAUGUCGAGCGUUAUUCAGUGCUUGGCUACCCAGAUAGCACAGACGUUAUGGACGACGGAUUGGAUACUGAUUUUUCUCCAAACGCUGAUCGUGCUCUACAGACCGGACGUUGCCGACGUCGAAAACAGGGUGAGACCGACCCCUCCACCCAGUCUACGAAGUAAUUAUGACUUUAUCAUAAUCGGGGGUGGCUCCGCGGGUUCCGUAUUGGCCAACCGAUUGUCCGAAAAUGAAAAAUGGUCGGUGUUGCUGCUCGAAGCUGGACCGAACGAACCUUACGCGACCGAUAUAACAAUAAUGUCUACGAGACUACAACCGAGUUCGUUAUUCUGGAAUUUUACAACCCUUCCAUCAGCUAAUUAUUGCAUAAUCCAAGAGAUUGGGUGCAAUUGGGGUCACGGCAGGGUAUUACAUUUAGAUAACGAAAACAAUUGAGCUAUAUAAUAUAGCUCAAUGAA